UAACCAAAAAAAUACUCAAAGUCUAAACCCAACAUACGCGUUUGUUUAAUCUGGGAGAUCACAUGGCUCCACCACCGUGGCUCUCCCUUAGCGGCGCCACCACUGCCAUUCCUAUCUUACCUCUAUUCAUCAUGUUGAAGGCGGUGACUUCUCAAGACCAACUCAUUUUUGGACCUUCCAAUUCCACAAAAGAAAUCAGUAACAUCAUAUACCCCAUACCCGUGGCAUGGAUUAAUUAUUCAUCGGGUGGUUCCCUGUCCCUUCAACUCACUCCAUACAGCUCCGGCAACAUCCCCGUCGGCCAACUCGCCAACAAAUCCGGUGGGAUCUUCUUCGCCAGAUCCUUCAACCUAUGGCGAAACGCUUCAAAGGGAAGAGUAGCUUCCUUCAAUACUUCCUUUCUCUUCAGCAUGGUUCGUGUUAACAACGUCACUCCCGCCGGCGAAGGCAUGGCCUUUGUUAUUGCCCCUUCUUACUCAGUUCCAAUUCCACCGAACAGCUAUGGCCAGUACUUAGGUCUCACUAACAACCUCACCGACGGCGACCCCUCCAACCAGAUCGUAGCAAUAGAAUUCGAUACCGUGAAGCAGGAUUUCGACCCCGACGACAACCACGUAGGGCUUGACAUCAACAGUGUUAGGUCCAACCUUACCGUUUCGCUUUCGCAAUUCGGAUUUCAGAUUGCACCGAGUAACAACAAUGAUUCAGGGAGUUUGUACGUGGUGUGGGUGGAGUACGACGGGGUAAAGAAGGUAAUCGACGUGUACAUGGCGAAACAACCUCAUAAGGACGGGCCCUUGGUGGAGAAGCCACUGAAGGCAGUGUUGAGUUCAAAUCUUGACCUAGCGGGUUUGGUGAAUCAGAAUUCUUAUUUUGGAUUCUCUGCUUCCAGUGGGAGCUUCUUCUAUGAGGAGAAUGCUAUACUGAGAUGGAACUUAUCGGUGGAGGAUUUUGGUUCUUCUUCUCUUUCUGCCGGAGGAGAAACUCACUUGGCGAUGAUCGGAACCCUUCUUGGUCUGGAGUCAGUGCUAUUUAUUCUGCUUGUGGUGUGUGUUGUUUUAUCAGUUGGUUACGUGCGCAAGAAGAUUAGGAUAAGCGAGUCGGAGCUGAUUUUGUUGAGGGUACUGAGGAGACUCCCGGGGACUCCCAGAGAGUUUAGCUUUCGUGAACUUAAGGAGGCUACCGACAACUUUGACGAGAAGCUGAAGCUAGGCAAAGGUGGCUAUGGCGUUGUGUACAAAGGAACACUGCCCCGAGAGAACACAGAACUCGCCGUCAAGAAGUUCUCCAGGGACAGCGUUAAAGAAAUUGACGAUUUCUUGGCUGAGCUCACCAUCAUCAACCGUCUCCGUCACAGAAACCUAGUCCAGUUACUUGGAUGGUGUCACAAGAAGGGGGUAUUGCUCUUAGUGUACGAUUACAUGCCUAACGGUAGCCUCGACAGGCACAUUUUCUAUAAUGAUGGGAGCAACCAAACACCUCUGAGUUGGCAACUGAGAUACAAGAUAAUCUUAGGGGUAGUUUCGGCAUUGCAUUAUCUCCACAACGAGUACGAUCAAAUAGUGGUUCAUAGAGAUCUGAAAGCGAGUAACAUAAUGCUCGACUCUGAUUUCAAUGCACGCCUAGGUGACUUUGGUUUGGCACGCGCAAUUGAGAAUGAGAGAACCUCGUACGCAGAGUUGGAAGGAGUGGCGGGCACAAGGGGAUACAUUGCACCGGAGUGCUUGCAUACAGGCAAGGCCACGCGCGACUCCGAUGUGUACGGAUUGGGGGCUGUGUUGCUUGAAGUGGUGUGUGGUGAGCGAGCAUGGGCAAGGAUUGAGGGAUACAACUUGUUGGUGGAUUGGGUUUGGUACCUGUAUCGUGAAGGAAGGUUACUAGAUGCAGUGGAUCCCAGACUUGGGAAUAAUUACGUGGGUGAAGAAGUAGAGAUGAUGCUGAAAUUAGGGCUGGCAUGCUCUCAUCCCAUUGCGAAUGAGAGGCCUAAGAUGCAAGAAAUACUUCAGAUUAUAUCUGGGUUAAUGCCUGUUCCUCAUGUCCCUCCCUUCAAGCCACCGUUUGUGUGGCCAGUGUUGAAUAAUAAUACACUCACACCUCCCACUAUCGAUUACACACCUAUUAACACAGCCUUUUUUGCACGUUGAUGUCUCUUCUAUAUAUUUAGAAUAUUAAUUCUAUACCCUAUCUUCCUAUGCCUCAUGUCCAUCCAGUGGCUGCACUGGUAUAUAUAUAGGGAUUACUAUGCAAUGUGAACCUUCUAUACACACUUCUUUGCACGUUGCUGAUUUCUUAUAUGUAGAUAGAGAUGGACUUGGUUGGUUAAAAUUAAG
Messenger RNA from Arachis stenosperma, 2330 nucleotides. Its product is annotated as probable L-type lectin-domain containing receptor kinase S.5. Bases 63 to 2144 code for a protein of 693 amino acids. NCBI's taxonomy places the organism in Eukaryota, Viridiplantae, Streptophyta, Magnoliopsida, Fabales, Fabaceae. Gene Ontology annotation, biological process: protein phosphorylation. The transcript has 2 exons. The record is from RefSeq and is a predicted model, not a curated record. Gene Ontology annotation, cellular component: plasma membrane. Gene Ontology annotation, molecular function: ATP binding; protein kinase activity; carbohydrate binding.